GAGAGAGCGAGAGAGAGAGAGAGAGAGAGAGAGAGAGAGAGAAGGGCGUAUGGUAUUAAUCGGCCAAGCAGAAAGCCCCAGUCCAACUGACAGCGGCGGCUAGCAGACGAGGCAACGAGAGAGGCAGAAGAGAAGCCCGAUUUCUCCAAUGUCAACAGUCUAUAUUCUACGGCAGUGAAAUAUAUACAAAUAAUUAACGGGAUGAUGAUAUUAAUUUUCCUGAUGAUUUUUGUUUAACACACGGAUAUCAGAUUCAUUAUUAAUAGACCAUCUGCCUACACACACUCGAACCGGAACACCGGUUUACAGGCAGCGUGCGUGGGUAACGUCUACGGUACGAUGGAUGGUAUUCUGUGUCAAUCGAUCGGUGUGACUACCUCGAGUCACCUUUGAGUCACUGGAUUGUUUCACGUGAAGGUUUAUUUCUCGAAACGCAACGUGAGCAGGCUAAUCAACUAGUCUUCGUACUGAACGGGCUUUCCUGUCACCAACGGGGUGGAAUUGUGAAACCUUCGCUUAUUGUGGCCCGAAUUCUUUAUUGGAAUAUUUUUGAACAGAAACAGUUUCUUAGGAAAUGUCCUAGUCUUCACAGCCAACGGGACCAUUUAAACCUGAACUAAUCAGAUGAUGAAGAUUCCGUCUCCCUGCGUCAAUGAUGGCUAAAAUGGAUACCCCUUUCUACCACGACGAAGCCCCAGGUAUUCCUCACAACUUCGGACAACACCAUGCAGAUUACCAACGUUACCAGGGCCACAAGAUGAUGAGUAAGAAGGUGGCACAUAACUUCUCAGGCGGUUCCCACAGCAGCUCUGGCCUGAAACUGUCACAAAACCAGCCGGGGAGCAACUGCAAUAUCAAUCCUAGUAAUCUGGGAGGGAUUAACAGCAACACAAACAGCUUGUUAAUGCCCGGCGGCUUGUCAGAUAUGAACCUUCUGAAGCUAGCCUCCCCUGACCUCGAGCACCUCAUCAUCCAGUCUAACCAGGGCCUAGUGACGACAUCUCCUGUCCCCAACCCUAACGGAGGUAACCCCUUCAUGUACCGGAACAACGCCACUAAUGAACAGGAGGGUUUUGCCGAUGGGUUCGUCAAAGCCCUGGCGGAUCUUCAUAAACAGAACCAGCUGGUUGGAGCUCCCGUGUCCCCUUCCUCCUCUAUGCAAGGCCCCUACCAGAGGAACAUCAUGUCUGCAGGAGACCUGCCCAUCUAUACCAACCUCAGCAGCUACAACCCGAACCACCCCAGCCAUAUAUCAUCAUCCUACCCAGGGGGCCAGAUGCCCGACAGCUACCCAGGCCAUGGCCCCCACAGACUUGGAGGCCAGGGACCCCACCAUCCCCACAACAGGGGGUUGGACGCCCCUCAGACUGUCCCAGAGGUCCCUCAUCCUCCCGGGGACCCCACCUCCUCCCCUCCCUCGCUCUCUCCCAUCGACCUGGAGACCCAGGAGAGGAUCAAGGCUGAGAGGAAGAAACUACGUAACCGGAUCGCGGCGUCUAAGUGUCGUAAAAGGAAGCUGGAGCGGAUCUCCAGGCUAGAGGAGAAGGUGAAGGUUCUGAAGACCCAGAACUGUGACCUGACCUCCACCGCCUCGGUCCUGAGGGAACAGGUGGCCCAGCUCAAACAGAAAGUCAUGAAUCACGUCACCAACGGCUGCCAGAUAGCAGUGAGUUCAGCCACCCUGCAGGCCAACAGCACCAGGGAGAGGGACAGCACCAACUGUUGAUCAACGGACUGUACUGUACAGGGAUGAGAAGUGUAUUUUUUUGUUCUGUUGCUCUGAGUCAGUCCUCUAUAAAGGAGGUAGUACCUCUACUGUACAGGGAUGAGGAGUGUUGUGAUGGUAAGUGAAAUAUGCUAACUACGUGAGUGGUUGGGGAGAAGGGAGAAUCCCACCUCUCUAUGCUAACUGCUAACUACGUGAGAUGUUGAGGAGAAGGGAGAUUCCCACCUCUCUAUGCUAACUGCUAACUACGUGAGAUGUUGAGGAGAAGGGAGAUUCCCACCUCUCUAUGCUAACUGCUAACUACGUGAGAUGUUGAGGAGAAGGGAGAUUCCCACCUCUCUAUGCUAACUGCUAACUACGUGAGAUGUUGAGGAGAAGGGAGAAUCCCACCUCUCUAUGCUAACUGCUAA
Molecule: messenger RNA, 2136 nt
Organism: Oncorhynchus tshawytscha (Chinook salmon)
Lineage: Eukaryota; Metazoa; Chordata; Actinopteri; Salmoniformes; Salmonidae
Product: transcription factor AP-1
Exons: 2
Coding region: 653-1726 (357 amino acids)
Biological process (GO): regulation of cell population proliferation; regulation of cell cycle; regulation of transcription by RNA polymerase II
Cellular component (GO): transcription regulator complex
Molecular function (GO): DNA-binding transcription factor activity, RNA polymerase II-specific; RNA polymerase II cis-regulatory region sequence-specific DNA binding; transcription factor binding
Source: RefSeq, a predicted model, not a curated record